Messenger RNA from Acomys russatus (golden spiny mouse), 1680 nucleotides. It is a transcript of the gene Kcnv2, whose product is annotated as potassium voltage-gated channel modifier subfamily V member 2. Gene Ontology annotation, biological process: potassium ion transmembrane transport; protein homooligomerization. Gene Ontology annotation, cellular component: voltage-gated potassium channel complex; membrane. The coding region runs from base 1 to 1680 and encodes 559 amino acids. The record is from RefSeq and is a predicted model, not a curated record. Gene Ontology annotation, molecular function: voltage-gated potassium channel activity. Lineage: Eukaryota; Metazoa; Chordata; Mammalia; Rodentia; Muridae. The transcript has 2 exons.
AUGCUGAAACAGAGCACGGAGAGGAGGUGGUCCUUGAGCUACAAGCCCUGGAGUAUUCCGGAGACUGAGGGGGUGCCCAACACGAGGAGCAACCAACACCGCAGGAGCAUCUGCUCCAUGGGAGCCCGCACUGGCUCUCAGGCCAGCAUCACACCACAGUGGACCGAGGGCAACUACAAUUACUACAUUGAGGAAGAUGAGGACAGUGGGGAAGACUGGAAGGAUGACCUUGCAGAAGAGAACCAGCAGCCAGAGUGGCCCGUGGUUCCGCUGGAUGCGCACACUGACACUCCAGUGCAGCUCUCCAUUCUGAAAGUGAACGUAGGCGGCCACAGCUAUCAGCUGGAAUGCUGUGAGCUGGCCAACUACCCCAAAACACGCCUGGGCCGCCUGGUCACCUCCACUAGCCGCAGCUGCCAGCUUGGCCUCUGCGAUGACUAUGAAGCACAGAGGGAUGAGUACUUCUUUGACCGUGACCCUGCGGUCUUCCAACUCAUCUACAACUUCUAUACAUCAGGGGUACUGCUGGUGCGGGAUGAGCUGUGUCCGCGCAGCUUCCUGGAGGAGCUGGGCUACUGGGGCGUGAGGCUCAAGUACACACCACGCUGCUGUCGCAUCUGCUUCGAGGAGCGGAGGGACGAGUUGAGUGAGCAACUCAAGAUCCAGCGGGAGCUGCGUGCUCAGGCGCAGGCAGAGGAGGCUGAGGAGCUCUUCCAGGACAUGCGCUUCUACGGGCCACAGCGUCGACGCCUCUGGAACCUCAUGGAGAAGCCCUUUUCCUCCGUGGCAGCCAAGGCCAUGGGAGUGGCCUCCAACCUCUUCGUGCUCAUCUCUGUGGUGGCCCUGGCCCUCAACACGGUCGAGGAGAUGCAGCACCAGGCGGAGGAGGACGCAGGUGGUGGGGACCCGGGGCCCAUCCUGGAGCACAUGGAGAUGCUGUGUGUGGCUUUCUUCACUCUGGAGUUCCUGCUGCGCCUCGCCUCCACCCCCAACCUGCGACGCUUCGCACGCAGCGCCCUCAACCUGGUGGACCUGGUGGCCAUCCUGCCUUUCUACCUUCAGCUGCUGCUCGAGUGCUUCACAAGCGAGGACCAGAGGCAUGUCAAGGGUUCCCCACGGGAACACGACCUGGAGACCGUGGGCCGCGUGGGCAAGGUGGGACAGGUGCUACGCAUCAUGCGCCUCAUGCGCAUCUUCCGCAUCCUCAAGCUGGCACGCCACUCCACCGGCCUGCGUGCCUUUGGCUUCACGUUGCGCCAGUGCUACCAGCAGGUGGGCUGCCUGAUGCUCUUCAUCACUAUGGGCAUCUUCUCCUUCUCCGCAGCGGUCUAUUCGGUGGAGCACGACAUGCCUGGCACAAACUUCACCAGCAUCCUCCAUGCCUGGUGGUGGGCGGCGGUAAGCAUCUCCACUGUGGGCUAUGGAGACAUGUACCCAGAGACCCAUCUGGGCAGACUUUUCGCUUUCUUCUGCAUUGCUUUCGGGAUUAUUCUCAACGGGAUGCCCAUAUCCAUCCUCUACAACAAGUUCUCCGACUACUACAGCAAGCUCAAAGCUUACGAGUACACAGCCAUCCGGAGGGAGCGGGGAAAGGUGAACUUUAUCCAGAGAGCCACGAAGAAGAUGGCCGAAUGUUUAUCCGGAAGCAACACACAGCCCAUCACGAGGCAAGAGAAUUAA